This is a messenger RNA of Panicum hallii, 1653 nucleotides long. Its product is annotated as protein SHI RELATED SEQUENCE 1-like. Bases 245 to 1174 code for a protein of 309 amino acids. Gene Ontology annotation, molecular function: DNA-binding transcription factor activity; DNA binding. The transcript has 2 exons. Gene Ontology annotation, cellular component: nucleus. Gene Ontology annotation, biological process: positive regulation of DNA-templated transcription. Lineage: Eukaryota; Viridiplantae; Streptophyta; Magnoliopsida; Poales; Poaceae. The record is from RefSeq and is a predicted model, not a curated record.
ACCUAGCUACCGCUCGCCCUAGCUAGAUCGAUCGAUACAGCUCGCGGCAGCGCCAGCUCCUGCGGUUGCCGACCCAGCAGCGAGCCGGGCCGCUCAAAAUUCGCGCGCACCGCCACGCGGCGUCUCGUGCCCAUGCGGCGGACCACGCCGGCUCGGCGGCGGAGAGCGGCAGCGGCGCGUCACCAGUAGCCUGCCGGACACGGGCGAUCCGCCGCUGCCCGCGCGGGCCUAUGGAUCUGGCCGCAUGGCGGGCUUCCCUCUAGGCGGAGGAGGAGGAGGUGGAGGAGGGCACCACGGCCGCGGCGGCGGCGGCGACCACCACCACCACCACCCCCACGUCAGCCCUUCCUCCGGCUCCGACUCCGCGACCGCCGCCGCCGCGGCCGCCGCGGCUUACCUCUACACGACGGCCGCCGCCGCGCCCCGGGGCGGCGGCUUCCAGCUGUGGCCGCACCACCCGGCGCAGGAGCACCACUUCUACGCGCCCAACAUCAUCCGCUUCGCCGAUGACCCCGCCGCGGGCUCCUCGCGGGGCGGGAGGGGCUCCGCCUCCGGCGCCGGCGCGGGCACCAUCAGCUGCCAGGACUGCGGCAACCAGGCCAAGAAGGACUGCGCCCACAUGCGCUGCCGCACCUGCUGCAAAAGCCGGGGCUUCGACUGCCCCACGCACGUCAAGUCCACCUGGGUGCCCGCGGCCAAGCGCCGCGAGCGCCAGCAGCACCUUGCCACCGGCGCCGCCGAGCCAUCCAAGCGACCGCGCGACGCCGGCGCCCAGCCUUCGUCCACCACAGCCACAACCACUUCCUCGGGAGAGCAGCAGCAGCAGAUGGCCAUGGUGGGCGAGCGCUUCCCGCGGGAGGUGAGCUCGGAGGCGGUGUUCCGCUGCGUGCGCCUGGGCCCCGUCGACGAGGCCGACGCCGAGGUGGCGUACCAGACCACCGUCAGCAUCGCCGGCCACGUCUUCAAGGGCAUCCUGCACGACGUCGGCCCGGACCCGUCCGUCGCGGCGGGCGGCGGCUUCCGCCACGCCGCCGAGGGGUCCUCCCCGAGCACGGCCGCGGCGGGCGAAGGCAGCGUUGCGGGGCCCGUGUCGUCAUCGGCUGUGGUCAUGGACCCGUAUCCGACGCCCGGCCCCUACGGCGGCGCGCCCUUCUUCCACGGCCAUCCGAGGUGAUCAAACGGCCACCUCGAUUGACGGAUAGCUCUUAGCUUGCUUCAUUCCCUUUAGACAUGCUGAUCGCCUUCCAAUCCAUGUCUUGAUAUUUGCUUAUUUUUACUAGAAGUACUAUCAUCAUCGAUCAUUCCCUCUAAAUCAUCAUACUACUGUAGUAGCUAGGCCAUCAGGUUACUUGAAGUAUAAAGCUUUGGACUAGCUAGGGAGCAGUGUUCGUGAUUGAAAAUUUAAAAUCUGAUAUGAUCGACAGUUAGGUAAUAUGGUGCCUUUGCAUUGGGAGAAUGGCUAUCUUGAUUGACACUACUCUUUCCUCUUGCCAUUGUCUCUCUUCCUGCUGCUUUCAUCUGGUUCCAUGGUGGUGAUGAUGCUGUCCCCUGGUGGUGUCUUGCAAACAUACUUGGAUCGAGUACGGGAAGUUAAGGUUGUUUUGCAUAUAUAUUUGCUGAAGAAUAUACACAGUACCAUCUGAUUUCUACUCC